Molecule: messenger RNA, 3221 nt
Organism: Paramecium octaurelia
Lineage: Eukaryota; Ciliophora; Oligohymenophorea; Peniculida; Parameciidae
Source: the annotation of a GenBank genome assembly
AUGUCAUAUAGUUUAUCCAAGAAAUUAGAAGAAUUCCAAGAUCUUGAUCCAAGUGAGUCGUUUCCCUAGAGAAGAGUGUCCAAAACCAUCGGUUAUCAAAAUAGCUAAUCAAUUCAAGAGGAAGAUGAGGAGCAAUCCUCUUCAAAUCUGCAAUAACCUAAAGCAAAAUUACCUUACAUGAAUUCUUCGAUAUAGUAGCCUUGUGAAUUUAGUGGAAGCGACAUGAAAGUGCCAACCAUCUAUACGAAUAUACAUUCAAUUAAAAGUUUUGAUAAAAACCUAUUCUAACCAGAAUCAAAGAAGUAUGAAGUCGUUAUUGAUUUAUUUAUAGUAAAAUAGUAGAUGUCUCAGGAUUUGAUAGUGCAUUACAAUCUCCUUAAUCUGAUUCUGUAUUCAAAUAUAUUUAUUAUAAGGUUGAGUCCUAUUUGGUAGAUAACAACAAAGCUUCAACACUCAAUUCUUAACAUAUCAAAGCUAUAAUCAAUAGGUUUAUCUAGAAAAUGAAAAGGAAAGUGGAUUGGACAUAGUUGAACGAUUUCACUUUAAUAGAUAAUGCAUAAGAAGGUACUCAUUUUUGAAAUAGAUCUUAGUGAAUCCUUAGAUUUAUAAGUGGUUUACAAUAUUCUACUUUCUAUUUAGUACGACGAUCAAUAUCUUAUCGAUAAUCAUCAUACCUUUGCAAAUUGUUGAAGAAUUAGAAUUUAAGGUUGUAGCUUACACUGCUCACUGUUUAGUCAUCCUCUAAAUAACAGCAGACAUUCAUUUCAAAAGAGGACCUUUUCAUUUGUAAGAAGGCAAUUUUAAUACGUCUUUUAUUGAUGACACCAAAUUAGGCUUAGAUCUAUUUAGGAUCAUAUUUGCCAUCCUAUUAAUAUUGGUCUAUUAUUAUAAUGUGAAAUAUCUGAUUAUCCCGUAUUUCAUUUUGCAGUUGAUAAGAUAAGCUGAGCGUUUCGAAAAUAUUUACACUUCAAUUUCGCUCUUUUUUUAUAUUAUAGUUUUAUGGCUUACAAUUGUAAUGUCAUUUGUUUGUCUCUUUGAAUCCGAGUAGGACAUCUAUUAUUCACUUACUAUUGCAGUCUCUAUUCUGACUCAUAAUGGGAUAAUCGCUGUGGAUGUCACUCCCACGAAUUCGUUCCUCCUUCAAACUUACAUGAUUAUCAGUUCGUUAUCCAUGAUAUACACAGCCACUGUUAUUUUCAUUUGGAUCAAACCGUCGAUCAAAUUGGAACAGGAGAAGGAGAAACAUUUGGCUUCAUUCCUCUAGGGAAUCAAGAACAAAAACAUAGAUUAUGGAUUACAGUGCAGAUGCUACUCAUAUCUUGAGUAUAUAGUUGAUGUAAAUUGGAUUCUCAGAUUUAGGAAGACAUCAUGAAAACCCGUGAUUUGUUGACCAAGAAGUUGUCGCCUGCUCUUUAAGAAGAAUUGCAAGUCUCCAUUCGUUCCAAGAUGGUUGAGAAGAUCAAAUUGUUUAAGAAGUUUUCUUCGAGUCUAAGACAGCAAUUGAUCUAUUGGUUUGAAAUUGCGCAAUACAACCCAGAAGAAAAUAUAGUCUAAGUAUAACAAAAAGUAAUUCUAAGGAACACUAAAUAGAAGACCAUUGUUUAUAUUACAUUUUGAAAGGAAAAGUCAAAAUACAAUUCCAAGGGUAAUUUUAAGGGAAACCAAAGAGAACAUUUCACACUUUGACAGAAGGCUAAACGUUUGGUGAAUUUUCAUUUAUUAGCGGAAUCCCAUCUUACAUUUCAUUGAAUAGUGAGGGUUUAACCACCGUAUUGAGAUUGAGGAGAUCUGAUUUCUUAGAAAUCAUCAAGUCCUUUCCUUAAGAUAAUGAAAUCUUUUGUUUUUAUAAAGAUAACUGUAAUCAGAAUCAUAACAUGUUUGAAUGCCACUAUUGUAAGGUUUAGGGUCAUAUGCUGUUUGAAUGCUAAUACUUGUAAUACUAUCCUUAAAAAAUGAAUGUCAUUGAGAAAUACUUAUAUCCUCAUAUACAAUAGCGAUUUAAAACUGAAAGGCGUCUGAAGUCGCCGAAGUCGUUACUUAUGUUGUUUGUUGUUGGAGAAAGUGCAAAACAAUUUCAGUAAAAACUAUCUUAGGAAAUUAUGACAUCUGAGGAUUUCCCAAUGUCCUCAUAGCUACCGUACAGUGAAAGUAUUAAUAAAAUUGAUAUAUAUAUAUUAAAUCUAUAUAGAUUAGACCCAACAAUCAGCCAGCUACUUAAGUAAGACUCAAUCGAUCCAUAAAGGCAACCCAGAUUAACUGAGCGAGAAUCCUGACAGUGUUGAAGAUCAAUUAUAUGAAGAAAUGAUAAUAGACCCAGUACUCAAUAAUCAAUUCAGAAAAUAAUAAAAUAAAACGACUCUCAGAACUGCUGGAUUUCCUUUUUAGGCAGAAAACCUAGGUACUAAGGUUCAUAAGCCUAUGAUAGAAAACUUGCACAAAGAAAAAUUAUAAAUGAUUAGUGAAGCAACAUAAAGUAAAUAAUUUGACUCUCUCAAUUCAAAACACGAAGAUUCAAAUUAAUUUAGUAAGUAAACCAGUAGUUCCUAAGCAUUUGUUAAGAAGAAUAAUUUAUACUCUGCAGCACGAUCAAUGCACACCAAAUUGACAUUCCGAUAUCAAUAAUAAUAAUCAAACUAGAUGGAGGAGUCAAUUCAAUACUAAUAACAAUAGAAUUCUGUAAGACAAACAUCCAAUCGAUCAAACACUUAUUCGAAUCCUCUUUCAAAUAACAUAUCAAACAAUCCAUCCAUUGCUUCAAAGGUACAUACAAAAUCAGCCAGAGUAUCUCCUACUUAAUUUUAAUCACAAUAGAAAAAGAAGGAUGAGAGGGCUUCUCAUAGUGAUCAAUCAUUAUCUGAAUAAAAUUAGAGACAUACAAAUAGAAAAAAAAGUACUAAAACAGGAACGAAAGUUAGCAUACUAUAAUCUCAAUUCCAAGUAAUCAACACUCCUGAUGUAUUUAAGUUGAUUUAUUUAUAAGAAUCCACAUUUUCAAUACAAUGAGAUAUUUUUUAAUAGAUUUGAGAGAAUGCAUCUAUUCAAGUACUACAAUCCCCAUAAUAACUAUGACAAUGUGAUACAGAGGUAUGAAUCCAGAAUUAUAUUUAAGAACCAACAAGUUCCACAGACAAAAGAAGGGAAAACUUAGUCUAUACACUUUAAGGUGUUUUGUUUCUACAAAAAUAAAGCGAGUCAAGAGAUUAUUAGAAUAAUAAACAUGA